AUGCGGCCCUCUAGUGCUGCAUGGAUUUUCCUGCUGUUGUGCCUCGCGAAUUACACAUGUUACACCUACCACGUCGGUAGGAAUGACCUGUACGUGGGCAGGAUCCCCCACCGAAUGACAAGGCUGAAUUACGAAAAUGGGAAACCUCAGAUUGACGCCGGCGUUGUGAAUUACUUCAAGCAAAUUCGGGAGGAAUUCCCCUUCUUCAAGAGGGAAAACUGCCCUGCGUACUUCGACAGUGCGGCCACGACGCAGAAGCCGGCCUGCGUGAUAGAGAAAUUGGCCCAGUUUUACUCCAGGGAAAAUGCUAACAUCCACAGGGGGAUUUACAAAAUGAGCCUGGACGCUACGAAUAGUUACGAACAAGUGAGGAAGAAGAUAAAGAACUACAUCAACUGCGGAAGGGAGGAUGAAAUUAUAUUCACGAGCGGCACGACGCACGGGCUGAACCUCAUCUGCAACAUGUUGAUGGACCGAGUAAUCCAAAAGAGGGAGGACGAAAUAUACCUGACCUAUCUGGAGCACCACUCCAAUAUAGUUCCCUGGCAGGAACAAGUGAAGAGAAGAAAGAAAGGAAAAAUCAAAUACAUCCCUUUAAAGAAUGACGGCUACAUUAAUAUUAGGAAGUUGCGAAAAAGGAUUAACAAGAACACCAGAGUAAUUUCAAUAAGUCACGUAUCCAAUGUGUUAGGGAAUGUUCAAAAAUUAUCUGCAAUUAUAAGAGAAGUGAGAGAGGUAAAUAAAGAUAUAAUUGUCAUUGUAGAUGCUGCGCAAAGUUUUGCACACAUAAAAUAUGACCUUAAACGAAUGGAAGAAAAUAACUCUUGUCCGGAUGUGUUGAUCGCAUCGGGACAUAAAUUUUGUGCACCUUUGGGCUGUGGUUUUAUUUACAUAAAAAACACCUUAACAUGUUCAUACAAAUUUAAACCCCUUUUGUACGGAAGUAACAUGAUAACAACUGUUGGUAAAUAUAAAUCAGAGUUUGUGUCCUCUCCGCAUCUCUUCGAGACUGGUACACAGAACAUCGCGGGGGUAAUUUCUAUGGGGGUCGCCCUUGACUUCUUGGAGAAGAUCGAUAAGAACCUUCUGUGCCGAUACGAGAUGUACCUGUACGAUGUUCUCAUUUAUUAUUUGACUAAACAUUUGCAGCGGGGCUUGGUGCAGCUCCCGGGGGGGGUAAAGGGGGACAUGAUGAAUGAGAAGGAGGAUACGACUCUUGGCAGAAGCUCCGAGAAUGAUCAGUGCAGACUGUACAUCCACAACAGCCGAAUGGUCAAAGGAAAAAAAGUGCCUAUACUUCCCCUUUGGUCAGACCAGUUCACCUCAUAUGACCUAGUGACCUUCCUGGAUUUCAAGAAUGUUUGCAUCCGAUCUGGUCACCACUGCGCCUCCCUACUAUUGAAGGAAUUCUUGCGCAUACCAGACUGCGCACGCGUUUCGCUUUUUUUUUACAAUACCCCCGAGGAGGUUGAGUACUUGGCUGAGCAGAUCGCGUCCGUUGCGCGAAUGCUAAGUGGAAUGAGGAGGGGGGGGUACGACGUAGAAGGGGAAGGUUCGACAUGGAGGUAG
Molecule: messenger RNA, 1569 nt
Organism: Plasmodium knowlesi strain H
Lineage: Eukaryota; Apicomplexa; Aconoidasida; Haemosporida; Plasmodiidae
Product: cysteine desulfurase, putative
Exons: 2
Coding region: 1-1569 (522 amino acids)
Source: RefSeq, a predicted model, not a curated record